Molecule: messenger RNA, 1128 nt
Organism: Alexandromys fortis (reed vole)
Lineage: Eukaryota; Metazoa; Chordata; Mammalia; Rodentia; Cricetidae
Product: protein mono-ADP-ribosyltransferase PARP14-like
Exons: 2
Biological process (GO): protein poly-ADP-ribosylation; negative regulation of gene expression
Cellular component (GO): nucleus; cytoplasm
Molecular function (GO): NAD+-protein mono-ADP-ribosyltransferase activity; NAD+ poly-ADP-ribosyltransferase activity; transcription corepressor activity
Source: RefSeq, a predicted model, not a curated record
CUGGAGGAGAACGUGGCCAUUUCUCCGGGGAAACACUUUCUUUUGGAACACAGUGGUUCCCUGGAUGAUCUAAGGAAAGAGAACCCAGAGGUGGAGAUUCAUUACGAUGCUGCCACUCAGCACCUGUGCUUUAAGGGAUUCCGUGCAGAUGUGUAUAAAGUAAAGUGUGACAUCCAGGAAAAGGUGUAUUCCAUGGCUCAGAAAGACGUCCCGAUUCCUUCUGAAGUCUUCAUGUUUCUGCAGCAAGUAGACAGUCAGGAAUUCUGCAAGACUCUUUUUGAAGCACAGAAGAUUCUUGCCACGUAUGAGCUGAAUGGUACAGCUCUUCUUUUGAUGGCCUGUUCUUUCAGAGCCCUGGCAGAAGCAGAGAAGAAAAUGCUUGAUGCUUUGAGUUAUAAAAUCAUUGAAGUUGAAGACAAGGAAGUAUUCAGAGGCAAUGCGUGGAAAAGGAAAAUUCACCCUUUGCAAAAAAGACACUCCUCCACUGCAAGCAUUAUGAUAAAAAAUGAAUUGACUUCAGGAACUCCGGCGGAGGUCAUCAUUGCAGGCUGUGUGAAAGAAGUAAAUGAAAUCCAUGGCCAAAUUUUUGAGUUCUUGGAGAACACCAUGAAAAUUGAAAGGCUGGUAGAAAUAGAACCAUUGUUGAUUAUGGAGUAUUUAAGGGCAGAUAAGAAUCUGUUCUGGCCAAAGAUAAGGAAGGCCAAUGUGCAGGCAAGUUUUAAGCUGGAAGACGAACCAAAAGGCAUUUUACUAACUGGCUACAAGAGUAAAGUUCUAGAGUGCAUGGACAUGGUCAGGCAAAUCCGGGAUUCAGUCUGCAUUAAAAGGUUCCAGAUUGAUAAGCCUGGUGCUAGGCAGUUCUUCCAGGACAAAGCAUCCUAUUACAAAAGCGAGAUCAAACGCCUGUAUGGAUGCAUCAUUGAGCUCCAGGAGGGAGCAGAGAAGGACAAAGGCAGCCUUAAAGAGCAGAAGUGCCUCUUACAGAAGGACAUAGCCCCUGGAGUCACGCUGAUUGUACAGCAGGGAGACCUGGCUCGGUUUCCUGCUGAUGCAUUUUCAGAUGAAUUUGACAAAAGGAGUCAUGGAAAUCCAAGUGACACCCAAGGUAGAGUAAAGUGUUUAAGUUGA